Messenger RNA from Thyridium curvatum, 1074 nucleotides. RefSeq lists its product as uncharacterized. Bases 1 to 1074 code for a protein of 357 amino acids. The transcript is spliced from 2 exons. NCBI's taxonomy places the organism in Eukaryota, Fungi, Ascomycota, Sordariomycetes, Thyridiales, Thyridiaceae. Gene Ontology annotation, cellular component: mitochondrial inner membrane. The record is from RefSeq and is a predicted model, not a curated record.
AUGUCGUUCACCUUCACGGUCCGCCAGGGCCCGGCCCGCCUGGCCUCGAGACUCCCGCAGCUCGCAAAGAGCACGACUCGGUCCGCCACCGGGCCCUCCGUGGCCAUCCGGGCCUUCCACCGGUCGGCGCCCAAGAACAACUUCUUCUCGUCGCGCACCUCGCUCCUGGCCGCGUCAGUCCUGCGGUCCGGCCCCAAGCCCGCCCAGAGCCUCGUCUCCCGCCUCGCCGGCUCCAGCCGGACCUACUACCAGCAGACACAGCAGCAGACGACCGACCAGGCCUCCCUGCUGCGCAAGCUGCUCGUCGGCGGCGCCAUCUUCGGCGGCACCCUCGUCGCGGUCAACGUCGUCUUCAACCGCGAGACGAGGGACGACGGCGGCAUGCCCGUCUACGAGCGCGAGUACCUGAACAACACUUUCCUGCACACCGGCCUGGGCGUCGGCAUCAUCGCCCUCACGGCCCGCCAGAUGGUCCGCAGCGGCUUCGUCUACCGGCUCAUGGUCACCAACCCGUGGGUCGUCGGCAUCGGCGGCCUGGCGCUCAGCUUCGCCACCAUGAUCGGUACCCGGUCCAUCUCGCCUGACAACUACGUCCCCAAGUACGCCCUCUGGACCGCCUUCAACGCCACCCAGGCCGCCUUCAUCGCUCCCCUGAUCGCCUUCGUCCCCGGCGCCCUGAUCGCCCGCGCCGGUCUGUACACCGUCGCCAUGAUGGGCUCGCUGUCCUUCAUCGGCGCCACGGCCAAGCAGGAGAAGUACCUCUACAUCGGCGGCCCUCUGCUGGCCGGCGCCGCCAUCGUCGCCGUCUCGGGCCUGGCCCCCCUCGUCAUCCCCGUCACAGCGGCCCGCACGCUGGCCCUGACGGAGAACAUCUGGCUGUACGGAGGCCUGGCGCUGUUCGGCGGCUUCACGCUGUACGACGUGCAGAAGGUGCUGCACCACGCGCGCAUGGCCGAGCGCGGCAUCAUCAAGCGGGACCCGGUCAACGAGAGCAUCAGCCUCGAGCUCGACUUCCUCAACAUCUUUAUCCGCAUGGUGCAGAUCCUGAUGAUGCAACAGAACCGGAGGAAGUAG